This is a messenger RNA of Mizuhopecten yessoensis (Yesso scallop), 2674 nucleotides long. RefSeq lists its product as uncharacterized. The coding region runs from base 47 to 1627 and encodes 526 amino acids. The transcript is spliced from 2 exons. The record is from RefSeq and is a predicted model, not a curated record. Lineage: Eukaryota; Metazoa; Mollusca; Bivalvia; Pectinida; Pectinidae.
GUGUGACACCGGAAAACGAACCAGGCACGUGCUGUUUAGAAGUCUAAUGAAAAUGGAGUGCGUUUACCACAAAGAUGAGACUGUCAUAAUGGUAUGUACUCACUGUGACAAGUAUCCAUUUGUGUGUGCUAUUUGUGUGGAGGAAGAUCAUGCUGAACACAGACUCGCUUCAUUGAGAUCUGCCGCACAGUCAAUCCGACAAGAGUUGGAGCAGGCACAGUCAAACAAUUUACAUGUGUUUGAGGAAAUCAAGUCUGAUCUGGACAAUCUCGCCAAAAUCAGAGAGAAUCUGCAACAGGGAGCACAUCUCGUGGAAAAUCAAAUGGUGAAACGUCAAAAUAUUAUGAAAAGUGAAGUCGACACUGUGAAAAACGAAGUGCAUUAUAAACAUCAAAUGGAGCUUGGUAAGAACAUGGAAGCCAUCGACAAAACAGAACAAGCUCUGAAGCAACAGUUUUCCCAGAUUGCCACAUUCCAGAGGAAGGUGGUUCAGCUUAAAAACAUGAACGAUUAUGUAGACAUGAUCGUAACAGGCAGAAAUGUGGAGGUCCCACAAAGCAGCAGACGCAUCCCCAGGCUGGACAUACAUGCCCUGGUGUUCCUCCCCGGGGCUGUCAGGGACGGAGAACUUGAACGAAUGUUUGGGAGUAUUAAAGGGGCAUCUGAUCAUGCCAAUAACAAUGAGAAUAAAAGGGACAAGUCAUCUGACUUUUUUGGUUUGAUCGAAAGGAAAUCAAAAAUCAAAGUAACGCCAGUUACAUCAUUUAAACUUUCAAAACAUGUUGGUGUAGAUAAUAUGUUUUGUCCUAAAUCAAAAGUUUGCUGGCUAAAAUGCCAGGAUAAAAACAGUGUUAAACUUUCCAACAGGUCUGGAGAAAUUAAACAAGCUAUAAACCUGGGAACUAGGUCGGAUGGAUUUACUGUAAGUGCAGAUAAUAAGCUUCUGUUCUGUUGUACACUACAGAAAUGUAUCAAGGAGAUCGCUCUUCCAAAUGGUGAGAUUACAGAGAAGCUCAGCACUUGUCCUCUCACACCAAACCGUAUAUGUACAGAUCCAUCUGGGGACAUAUAUGUAACACUAUGCGACGAAGAUGACUAUGAAGUAACAGAUGACAGUACCCGUGUGUUGGUCCGGUACGACCGGUGGGGGGAAGAGGCGGCUCGUUGUCAGGCUGAUGGAUAUGGAGGAAGCCUCUUUGUUGUACCUGAGGAUGUCUGUGUGAACAACACGGGCACCCGAGUAGCGGUCAUUAACCGUGUAAGUGACAGACGCAGAGAACUAGUUGUUCUCGACGAAGACCUAUCGCCUGUGUUAAUCUAUACAGGACCCAGGGUGUUGACUGGGGACUCCCUGGCAGGGUAUAGUCUCUAUGGUGUGGUAUUUGAUACCAGAGACAAUAUUUUGGUUGCUGAAUGUUAUAGCAAAACUGUGCAGUUACUAAGUCCAUCUUGCGAGCCAUUGAAAGUCCUGCUCACCAUGAACACUACACCAUGGGCCAUGACUAUACAGGGAAAUGAGGUUUGGAUUGGAGACGAGAAAGGAAAAGUACAGAUCUUCAGAGUUUUGUGUGAUGACACUGAUGGCAAUCUUUGUCCCCUGUUCAGAGGACAGAUGAUAGAGGACUGACACCAGACAGGGUACCUGUUACUUGUAAUCAUGAUACUGAUGGUAGUAUAUAAGUACAUGUACUAGUGUGCUUAGGGGAUCAUCUAGAUGUUUGGGUACAGCUGUUUGUGGAAGGUCGAUCAGACAUUUUGGUUUGUAGAAAGACAAUCACACUUUUUGGUGUGACGGAAAUAGUCAAAGCGCAGCCAGAUAAUUAUAUAUAUAAUCGAGUGUGGAGAUAUUUAGAUGCAUUGGAGGCUAUUUAGAGCGUAUCGAUAUUUGGGUGUGAGGAGAGGGUAGUGAGAGAACAAACUGGUUACUUGUUGUUUUGAUACCAGUUAUUAUCAUAUUUUAGUAAUCUACAUAUAUUUGAAUGUGAAAAAGGACAGACUUAAAUUGAGUUACAAUUGAGUAUGUUGAAAAGGACGACCAAGUUUUUGGGUUUGUGGGAAAGAGAGGUCAGUUGUUUUAGUCUGUGGGAAAGGGAAAUAGUCCGAUGUUCAGUCAUGUGGGAAAGGCCAAGAUUAGAUCUUUGGGCAUGUAGGAAAGUACGAUGACAUCAUGACAGUAUUUGGCUGGGAGAUCAAUACAUCAUUUUGUGCCAAGAAGGACUACCUUAAAUCAGAGUAUUAGCAUUUUUGUGUAUUGGAGUUCCAUCCCCUUGUUAGUACGCUCUUUGUAGCGAUAAUUUGACAGAUGAUUGGGGAAGUAAUUUGAGUAUUUCAAAGGUGGCUAGAUACCCAUGUGUGUGAGGAAGAGUAAAGCAAUAUUUGGUGGUGUUGGACAAGGCCAACAUCAAGAGUGAUGAUAUAUAAUGUGAAGUAAAACCUGACUAAAUUUGAUAUGUUGAAAUAAUGGAAAAAAUACUUGUAGGCUUCAGUGUUUAUAAUGUUUUACUAAUGUACCAGGUGGUAUAUGUGAUUCGUGUUUACCUUAAGUUUAGAAUGAGUUUUCAGUAGCAAUUCCCAGGACAAGUCAUAACAAUAAUCAUUGGUUCAUUAUUGUGUUAGAUUUAUAGGUCACCUGAGACAAAGUCUCAAGUGACCUAUUGCGAUCGCCUUUUGUCCG